Messenger RNA from Mirounga angustirostris (Northern elephant seal), 1804 nucleotides. It is a transcript of the gene PUS1, whose product is annotated as pseudouridine synthase 1. NCBI's taxonomy places the organism in Eukaryota, Metazoa, Chordata, Mammalia, Carnivora, Phocidae. Gene Ontology annotation, molecular function: RNA binding; pseudouridine synthase activity. Gene Ontology annotation, cellular component: nucleus. The record is from RefSeq and is a predicted model, not a curated record. The transcript is spliced from 6 exons. Bases 50 to 1534 code for a protein of 494 amino acids. Gene Ontology annotation, biological process: tRNA pseudouridine synthesis; mRNA pseudouridine synthesis.
CCGCGAGGGCGCCCGGGGGCGGGGGCCGGGCCGUGCCUCCCCGCCGCGCAUGGCGGCCUCCGGCCUGCGGGCGGCGGCCGGGGCCCUGCGGAGGGCCUGCGGGGGAGCGUGGGGCCCGCGCCCGGGACGGCGUCUGUCCCGGCAACGCGGCGCGGCGCCCGGGCCCCCGCCGUGCAGGCCGCGCGCGCCAGCGCGGCGCUCACUCGGGCCGUGUCCUUGCAGCUCGCCCCCCAUGGCCGGGAACGCGCAGACGCCCGCCCCCGUGGGCGCGGCGCGGGAGCAGCGCCGCCAGGCCCGGAGCGGCUGGCCGGGCGGGGCCCGGGGCUGGGAGGACGCCGAGCAGCGGGCCAAGAAGCCCAGGAGCAGCCCGGACGGGGAGCCGCACAGGAAGCUGCCCAAGCGCAAGAUCGUGCUGCUCGUGGCCUACUCCGGGAAGGGCUACCACGGCAUGCAGAGGAAUGUUGGGUCCUCACAAUUCAAGACCAUCGAAGAUGACUUGGUGUCUGCCCUGGUCCAGUCGGGUUGUAUUCCUGAAAAUCACGGCGAAGAUAUGAAGAAGAUGUCCUUCCAGCGGUGCGCCCGGACAGAUAAGGCUAACUGCUGUCCUGACUUAGAUGGCACAGUGGUCCCCCCCCGGUUUGUGGGGGACGCGUUCCAGGACCCCUGGUGGAUGCCUGGCCUGUCGCUGGUGCCGAAGCGCUGUGAUACGGGUGUGUCUGCGGCCGGCCAGGUCGUGUCCCUGAAGGUGUGGCUGAUUGACGACAUUUUAGAGAAGAUCAACAGCCACCUUCCGCCUCACAUUCGGAUACUGGGGCUGAAGAGGGUCACGGGCGGCUUCAACUCCAAGAACAAGUGUGACGCCAGGACGUACUUCUACAUGCUGCCCACGUUUGCCUUCGCCCACAAGGACCACGACGUGCAGGACGAGAGCUACCGGCUGAGCGUGGAGACGCUGCGGCGCGUCAACGGGCUCCUCGCCUGCUACAAGGGCACGCACAGCUUCCACAACUUCACCUCGCAGAAGGGGCCCCGCGAGGCCAGCGCUCGGCGCUACAUCCUGGACAUGUUCUGUGAGGAGCCUUUCGUGCGGGAGGGCAUGGAGUUCGCGGUGAUCAAGGUGAAGGGGCAGAGCUUCAUGACGCACCAGAUCAGGAAGAUGGUCGGCCUGGUGGUGGCCAUCGUCAAGGGCUACGCCCCCGAGAGCGUGCUGGAGCGCAGCUGGGGGGAGGCGAAGGUGGACGUGCCCAAGGCGCCGGGGCUUGGCCUGGUCCUGGAGCGCGUGCACUUCGAGAAGUACAACCAGCGCUUCGGCAACGACGGGCUGCACGAGCCGCUGGACUGGACGCGGGAGGAGGCGGGGGUCACGGCGUUCAAGGAGCAGCACAUCUACCCCACCAUCAUCAGCACCGAGCGCCACGAGCGGUCCAUGGCCCAGUGGCUGAGCACCCUGCCCGUGCAUGACUUCAACGCCAGUGCCCACGCGGCCGCCGGCCCAGGCACCAAGGUGCCUGGCCCCCCAGGAGACAGUGACUGAGGUGGUGGCCACCCGCUGGAGCGCCUUCAGGCAGGCUCAACGUGUGCCGGGAGCUUUCGCCGCCGCCGCAGGCCGACCUCCCGACAUGGGGGAGCCGCACUGCCGCCACGCAACCUCAGGGUCUUGAGACCCGCGUCACGUUGGGUUUCCUCACAGGGAGGACCUGCUGCGAAUCCGUUCUCAGCUCACGCAUUAACCGUGUACACCUCAGCAUGUAAAGACACUAUUUUUUUAAAGGUUUCUUACUAAAUGAGUACAAACUUUGCUAAA